GCUUACAGCUUAACGGAAAACGAGUGUAUGCGGCCGCCUUCCGCUCCACUGAGCAAGUAAUCACUAUGUUUUAUUCUGCUCGAUCACAUUAUGAAUAGGCCCACCAAGGAUGUCAUAAUAGGUCUAUGAGACCCAACGAUAGCCAUAGACAAGAGAAUAAAAAUAUUCCUAUUUCAAUUCGUUUGACAGAUAUUCCAACCCGAUUUGAAUUGAAAUUAAUAAGAAAAUUUUUAAUAUUGUCAACGUUCUUUGUUCAUUCGUGUUUUUGGAUAACCAUUGGAUAAUUAUUUUUUGUUCGUGUAAUGAUUUAAAAAUUCAUGUAGUAGCAGAAUGUUAAUAUGCAAUGUAACUGAACAGAAAGGUGUAACGGUUGGGGAAGAAAUGGAGGAUAACUCGACCGAGUUCCAGAUGGCAGACGAGAUGUAUAAGAUAGCGGCUACUAACAGCGCGGUUGACGGUGAUAGAGACAAAACGCUUACCACUAGCGACUUAGUAAUUCUAUAUAAAAAUAUUGAUAUUGAUACUAAAUUAGUACCAAACGCUAACCAACUAGCUAGAAAAACUCCAAAUCAAUACGUAGAAACUGUAAUAUACAAUGAUGAUCGAAGAUCUGAGGGAUCAGACGUCAGUGAAGACUUUACUUAUGAAGACUUUAAUCACGUUUUUGCGGUAAAUAAUGAAAGAAUCGGUUUUUUAAACAAUUACGGAGACACGCUUUGUCAUAAAUGCGGCGAUAUAAAAAUGCGCACAUCUGGCCUAACAACCGAAUAUGAUAAGCACUUUCUGUUUAAUGAUUACAUUCAGGAUCAACUGAAGAAUCUUCACCCCAAAUCCGAACAGUCAGAGAGCACUAUUCUACCAACCUCGUUAUUGGAUUAUAUUUGUUGCAAACGUUUGGAAGAUAACUGCAAUCUUUACAUGGACAAUAUUAUCAAAUAUGUGCAGAACACUAUUGAACAGUUAAAACGUAUUAGUAACGGCGACUAUUUAACUGGAAAGGCUAAAGCGAAAUGGAGGGAAGGUGGUACCGAGAACAGACCGCCGCCUGAAUGUAAAAAUACCGUUUUAGCAAGUCCUGUGACUCAUAGAAUAGCAUUAGACGUCCCGGAAAAACGUAAUCCGAAAGUAAUAUGGGAUGAUGUAGUACAUUCUGAAAUGGAUGUUAGGUCAUUAUGUAAAAUAUUAGAGAAAAAAAUUAUCGUUGAGAUACCGAAGAUCAUAUGUGGCACUUACAGAUUAUUUAGUAAACGCUAUAAGCAGAAUUUCAUUAUAACAUGUAAAAAAGACAAACGACCUGAAAAAGAAUCACGGGUAGACGUACUAUUGAAACUGCAUCGGUCUGAAUUUGGACACAUCAUUAGCAAUAUUGACUCUAUUUUCAUUUUAGAAUCUUCAUCUGCCAUUUUAACUAAAACAGACCCUUAUUCGACUGAUCUUUUAGCAAUUGAUUAUAAGAAAGAUGAGACUAUAGAUGAAAAAAUAGAAGUAAAAGAUAUUGAUUUGAAUGAAAACUAUGAAGAGCCUCCUUCAAAAUAUAUGGCUGAAAGUAGCGUUACAGAAGUACCGGAAGCUGAGGAGUUAUCAGAAGAUGAUUGUGAUUUAUCAUCUCAAUACAACUGCUAUGAAGAUAAUGAUAAUGUAUGCGUUUCUAGUCAAGCUGAGUUUGAUAAUGGGAUAGAGGCUACAGUAGCAGUUGAUGACCUCCACUGUGUCAUUCAACGAUUAAGUAUGCAGUCCCCUGUUAUAGAAGAAAAGGAAGAAAUUCUUAAAAAGAAAAAAUCACCAAUAAAAGUGAGAAUAAAAUCUCCUUAUGAAAAUAAGUCAUAUGUUUUAGAUGAGAAAAAAAGAAAAAAACUUUUGGAGGUUCGGGAGAAACGCGAGGUAAAAAAAAAUGCGAUAGUUGAAAAUCGUAAAAUAACAAAGAGUAAGCGUGAAAGAAGCACUGUUACGGCACAAUCGUCAAACUCUGUUACUACGUUAUCGAUUACAAAUAAACACUUUUAUAACUCUAUUUAUGGAGACUGCAUUAACAUAAUACAAAAAAAAUCGCGAAAAUAUUACAAAGAUUUGCAAAACGAUAAUCUUUCAGCUUUAAAGCUUCAAGAUGAUGAAAAAAACCACUAUAAAGAACCUCCUCCUGCUCCUUUAACUACCCCUAAACAACAUACUGAAAAAUAUAGUAAUCCUAGUUACUACUUAGAUGAUGUGGACACUGAAGUUAUGCACUUGGAAAUGAAACAAUGUGAAAAUCAAAUCAACCAUAGUUUAUCUAAGGUUAAAUUAUCUACACCAACGGCAGCUAACGAAAUUGAUGUAAACUUAGAUUUGCAUAAGCAAUUAAUAGUUACAUCUACAACAGACUCAAGUUUGUCCGAUACUUUUUCACGAUCGCCUGCUUUAUGCGAUACCAGUUACAGAAGUACAAACAAAGAAAAUAUCGAAAAUAACAUAUUAACAUCUACACAAAGUAUUCAAGUAGUAUUAACUAAUCCACCAAAAAAAGAAGUUUUUACAGAAACUAAAAAUUGUAACCCAACGUCUUCUGUGGAAUGUAGAAGAAGCAUAGAUAAAAUAUAUGAUCUUAUAAAAAAAAUAAGUGACUCAAACAGCUUAGCAUCUAGUAAAACCGCAAAUAAUAUAGCUGAAUUAGAUCAUGACGAUAGUGAACCUACAAAACAUCCAAUUGCUUCCUCUAAUUCUGGUUGUUUUACUUUAGAAAAAGUAAAUACUGUACAAAAAUCACCUAAUAAAAAGCAUACAUACGACAAUUCUGGACAUGAUAUUUCAAAAAUAACCAUUAGUUCCAAAUCACAAAGUCUCAAAAUGAACAACGCGAGUGAUAAUCAAAAUGGUAAAUUAAAUUUGUCUAAAAUUCAAGACAAUCCUUUAAAAGCUAUCUCAGAAUUGAUAAAAAAAAUUGAUAGUGUCCGUAAGACGAAUAAUAAGAAUGAAAAUGAAUCAAAAAAGAAUGAGAGGUUGUCGACCGAAGAGAGAAAUGACAAUCGGCGACAAGUCCACAAGCGAAUGCCAAAAGAUCGUAAUUUAAAAGACCCUGAAGUAAAUACGUCAAAAUUUUCUGUACUUAAAGAAAGAAGGAUUCUAAGUUCGGAAUAUGGACACUCCAAAUUCAAUAAUCAACAAUAUCAAUCUGAAGAAAGAUCUUCCAAUAGAAUGCAUGGAAAAAAAAUUGCUGAUAUUAUAGAUGAGGUCAAUGAAAUGCGAGGGGAAGCCGUGCGUGGACCUCCUAAAAAACUGACUAGAUUGAAUAAUUUGGCGCAGCCUAAAAAAACAUAUUGUGAAACACUAAAGGAAGAAUGCCAAAAUAAAUUUGGAAAACGAGUUACAGAUAGAUUUUCAAAGCCAACUUCACAUGGGUUGAACCCAGAUAAAUAUAUACCCUGUGUAAGAAAUAAACAUAGAAAAGUCUCUGAAGGACUACUAGUAUCCACAAAGCCUCUAAGCACAGGACCACCUUUAGAAAGAAUUUCAAGAACUAAAUCUUCGUCCCAGAAAAGUCCCAGCCGAGAAAAAAACGACAGACAUUCUCCAGUGUCUGUAGGCAGAGGGCGCUGUAACCAAGUCAUCCUUAAAAAAAUACCUGAAGUACGAAAUGGAAAAACUAUUAUAAAAAGUAAUUUCAGCCGUGAGUCAAAGCGAUCGGAGUUCUGCGAUUAUAAUCACGCCGGCAGAUCAAAGGUCCCUUUAAUAUCAAUUGACUCAAUCGAGUCUAUGACAUCAUCUCCACUUGGAGAUGAAACAUUUUCGGUUCUCCGCAAUAAACUACAUAAUAUGAUUGAUGACGUGGUUGACAUAAAAAUACCUAUUCCUCUGACUGAAUGCAAAGUGUCAAUAUCUAAAUUAGGCAAUGGUAUUGAUGAUGAUGUUUCUACAGAAGGCAGAACAAGAUCAGAUCUAAUUGUAUUAUCAGUGUCUGAUUACCCACUCGAUAUAUUUGAAGAUAAAAAUAUAAUUACAGCUGUAUCAAGUAUUUCAAAAGAUAAUAGGGAUUGUGAAGAAAUUGUUUACCAUAGCCAAUCAAAAACAUUUUUUUACGAAACAAACCAACCUAAUAAGUUACCACGACGAAAUUCCUUGUAUUAUCAAAUAUCAAAAGGUGAAUUCCAAAAACCGUUAAAAAUCAAUAACACAAAGUUGGAUACUAGACCUAAGCAGUCCAAAGAAAAAGAUUCUGGAUUUAUCUUGACAUCUGGUGAUACCAGUCCAGUGGUCCUGCCAAAAUUAGCACAUAUGGAUCCAACAACGGAUACUUUUAAGGAAAAUCUUUCAGAAAUUCUGCCUUAUCUAGCUAAAAAUCGGUUAGACUUUGGAUUUACUAAAUUGCCUAUGCAAAUUGCAACUAUAGGUUAUGCUUUGCCACAUUUUUAUAGAUGUGAUUCUACUACUAAAAUAAAAUUAUUAGAAAAUAAUGAUUCGAUGUUAAAAAACUUAAAUUUGGAAAAUGAAACUAACAAGCCUUUCGGAAAAUCUGAUCCUUCCUUCAGAAUUGCCAAUAAAGAGCUACCUAAAGAUAUUGAGAAAAAAGAAUCAGUAGUAAUUAAGGAAGUUGUAGCUGAUUGUGAAGUACGUGCAGUCGAUGAACCAAAGAAGGAACGGAAAAGAGGAGAUAAUGUUAAAGAUGCUGAAACUCCACUCUUAUCUUCCAUUAAAGAAGAUAAGACUAUUGGAAUUAAGAGUGGAGUAGAUAUUAAAAAUUCUGACAUCAGUAAUUCAACAUCGCUCGACAUUUUACUAAGUCUUUUAAAUGAAAUCAAGAAAAUAACUUCAUAUGAAGCCAAUAUACCUAAACAAGAGAACAUAAGUAAUAAUGAGCGUAGAGACACAGAGGUAGAGAUUAUUUUAAACAAAGUAGCUGUGAAGGAGAGUUCUAUAGAUCACUGCCUUAACAAUGCAAUAUCUCUACCUUCUAUUCACAGUUUGCAAAUAUUAAAAGCGUGUAACAGAAACCUUCUAUAUCUACCAUCUAAUAUCGACGUGAACAGAAGCAAAACGAAAAUGAACGAAACACAACAUACAGCAACGAGCUUGGAAUAUAUUUGUAGACCGAGUGUGAAAGAAGCAAAUACAUAUAUUUCGACAACUGAAUAUGUGCAUAGGUUUACUGAGACACCAUCUCGUUAUGCCCUACUGUCUGUCAGUACUGGAGCAACUGAUUCCCUUGUUAAAAUUAUUACCAAGUCUUCAAGUUUAUCUAUGUAUUCUUUCAACGAUUGCGAUAGUUCCAAUACAAAACUGAACGAAAUUAUUGAAGUGCCUUCAAGAAUCUCAGAAGAAAAUAAUAAUGUUGUUUCAUCCGCAGUGGUAAAAAUUGAAGACCUAAAUAGUAACAAACAUUUUGCAGAUAUUAAACCAUUGACUGAAUAUAAUUAUUCUACUGAUGACUUUGAUUCUUUGAUGAAAAUGAAAAGAGGUAUUUUAGUAACCUUUUACUCCAUUCUCGUAUUGACCGUGUUUACUGCUUUGUCAUUCCCCGAAAUAAUUUAUCGCGUGUACUAGAGUGUUGUGAUUAUGUAUAUUAUGGUAGCAUCUUAGAUUAUUGAUUGUUUUUUUUUUCUAUUCUCGACUCGGCCAAUCAUAAUCAAAAGGUAGCGUAUUAUUAGGGCGAAGAAAUUUAUUGUCAGGUUCUAAAUAGGUUGCAAAACUAACAUUUUUGAUCAAUUAUUUAUUUUGAAUAAAUUUAUUUUUCAUAAAUUUUGUGUUUCAUUAAACAAUGUGGCUUUGUUAACUGUUCCAUUGUUACCAUCCAAUA
Messenger RNA from Bicyclus anynana (squinting bush brown), 5767 nucleotides. RefSeq lists its product as uncharacterized. Bases 331 to 5514 code for a protein of 1727 amino acids. The record is from RefSeq and is a predicted model, not a curated record. Lineage: Eukaryota; Metazoa; Arthropoda; Insecta; Lepidoptera; Nymphalidae. The transcript has 7 exons.